Phytophthora infestans T30-4 is the source of this 1314-nucleotide messenger RNA. Its product is annotated as glycerophosphoryl diester phosphodiesterase, putative. The record is from RefSeq and is a predicted model, not a curated record. Gene Ontology annotation, molecular function: glycerophosphodiester phosphodiesterase activity. The transcript has a single exon. Gene Ontology annotation, biological process: lipid metabolic process. The coding region runs from base 1 to 1248 and encodes 415 amino acids. Lineage: Eukaryota; Oomycota; Peronosporomycetes; Peronosporales; Peronosporaceae.
AUGGUUAACGUUUGGUACGCCAGUGCACUGUUGGCCUCCGUUGCUGUGAAAGUUAAAGCCGACGUCUGCGGAGAUGCUUCCGUCACGGAUGGCACCGCAACCAUUACUCAGUCGGCGCCAACGACGACUUCGACAGUCUUUCCGGAAUGGACGCUCAGCUCACUCAAGCACCCUACCAUCACUGGCCACCGGGGUGCCCCGGGGUAUCUGCCCGACCACACCAUUGAAGGUUACACACUCGCCAUUGAAACCGGCGUCGAUGUCAUUGAACCCGACCUUGUCAGCACUAAGGACGGCGUACUUGUUGUACGUCACGAACCCUACAUCGACGGCACCACCAACGUGGCCGACCACCCUGAGUUUGCUGACCGUCUCACCACAAAGACAGUCGACGGUAUGCCGAUACUCGGCUAUUUCGUCAGCGACUUCACGCUCGCGGAGAUCAAAACGCUGCGCACCGUGCAGCCGUUGCCCGAACGCGACCAGAGUUUCGACGGACUCUACGAAAUCCCGACAUUUGAGGAAGUCAUCCAGCUCGCACAAAACAAGUCUGCCGAGUACAACCGCACCAUUGCCAUCUACCCAGAGGUGAAGCACUCGAGCUUCCACAAGGCGCUUGGGCUGCCUAUUGAAAACACUAUGCUCGAACUACUGACCAAGUACGGAUGGAACCACGCUGACGCCCCCGUCUUCAUCCAAUCCUUUGAGACUGCAAACCUGCGGGAGCUGAACGAGAUUACUAACCUCACUCUUGUGCAGCUAAUCGAUGGCUUCGGCAAUGACCCGCUGACGGGUGAAGUCCUUUUCCAGGCACCGUCCGAUCGUCCAUACGACUGGACUCUGGCCAACCGUACCGACUACUUCGGGUACCUCACCACGCCCGCCGGUCUUGCUGAGAUUACCACGUACGCUGAUAUUAUUUCUCCUUGGAAGCGAUACCUGCUUAAGUCGAUUGCCGUCAAGGCGGACGCGAACGGUGGCGUCGUGGACUCAAACGGUGACGGCAGAGUCACAGACGCUGACUAUGCAAUCGUUGAGUUUCCGAACAUUAUCGAGGACGCACAUGCCGCCGGUCUGAAGGUUCACACGUGGACGAUGCGUGACGAGAACUAUCGACUGGCGGCGAAUUACUCUGGUAACGCAACGCUGGAGUACUUGGCGUUGUUCGAUAUGGGAAUUGAUGGUGUGUUUAGUGACAACUGCAAGACGGCUGUGGCUGCUCGUGAUGCGUGGCUGGCCCAGCAGUAGAUACUUGAAAGUAAUUCUCCACUUGAGGCUAUUAGCUCAGUAAUACUACGUGGUGUGCGAGUUUUA